Molecule: messenger RNA, 12496 nt
Organism: Anthonomus grandis grandis
Lineage: Eukaryota; Metazoa; Arthropoda; Insecta; Coleoptera; Curculionidae
Product: transmembrane protein 185B
Exons: 7
Coding region: 155-1168 (337 amino acids)
Source: RefSeq, a predicted model, not a curated record
GUCUCACCUGACUCCUGCCAAACUGAUGUUUAUAUUCAUACAUUUUUCAAAAUAAAAAAACGGCCUUAGAAUUUUACAAAACAAAGACAAAUCCGCUGUAAAAACUUGUUUAUACGAUGGACCGACUCGUUAUUGUUAAAUUGUAGUGCUUACAAUGAACUUGCAGACUCUCUUUCAGGAUUUUAAUCCGAGUAAAUUCAUAGUCCACACAUGCCUGUUUACAUUCACGAUAUUCUUUGCCUUACGUUUGGAUAACCACAUAACUUGGUCAUACUGGACAGUUUUUACUCCAAUAUGGGUAUGGAAAGCAUUGGUGAUCACUGGUGCUACUGUUGGCAGCUACGUAUGGUGGAGAUAUCCACAUUUCAGGUUAGAAGGAGAGGCUUACAUCCACUACAAAUCAAUGCUAAUUUCCUUAGCGUUGCACCUUAUCCUACUUAUGUUCGAACUGCUCGUCUGUGAUAAAUUAGAGUCUUACAGACAUUUAUGGAUUUUAGUGUUUAUACCGCUGAUCUUUAUUAGCAUUGUUAGUAUAGCUGUUUGUAUAUGGGCUGUAAAACACGAGCGGAGUUUUGAGUUGGAGCUCUUUUGUGCCGUAAAUGUCUUACAGUUCAUUUUCCUUGCAUUAAAACUAGACGAAUUUAUCGGGUGGUCGUGGGAGGUGGUCUUUGUGCCCCUAUGGAUCGUAAUGUGUUUAGCCCUGGUGGGCGUUUUGUAUACCAUAAUAUUUGCGGCAAUUUUAUUAAGAACUCCAGAAGUGAGUGCACAACAGAGACGAAGCAGCUUCCAUUCAGCUUUAGGUUAUACAUUCUUAGUGAUUCCUAUUUUGAUAUUUCAAGUUUUAUUAGCCAACAAAUUAGAUGAAGACAUACGGAUGUCUUUUACGGCAGUAGUUAGUCCACUUUUUAUAUCAUUCACUACACUUAUCUUAAUGUCUUUUAGUGCCAAGGGAGCGAAUAAAUGGUGGUUUGGGAUGAGAAAAGACUUUUGUUCCUUCAUAUUGGGUGCUUGUCCUCUACUCCAGGAAUAUGGUAAUAUAGCUUAUCAGCCGGAACGACGGCCCAACGGGGUCGAGUUACAACAAACGGAAAAAACAGAUUUGCAAUUUAAAAAGGCCGAUCUGACGAAACCCGUUGUGCCCAUUAUUAGUAUCGAAAUGCCAGACUGAGGAAAAUUUUGAGGAAAUUUAAGGUUUUAAAGUGCUUAAUUGGUGGAAGGUGAGAUGUGGCAAUACAGGGUUUCUAUGUUUGCCUCUUGAGUAUUAUAGUAAGACUUUUAAUGUUUCAUGCCAGGAUGAGAAUUAAUGUGAAAUUUUAUUGUUAGUGUAAAAUGUUUUAGAUGUAAUCGAAUUCUUGCCUUUAGGGGUCAUUUUAAGUCAUAAUUGCCUGAUUUUCAUAAAUACUAGUGGGAUAUACACGUAAGGCAAUAAGUACAGCCGUUUUUACAUUAAAAACAUAUCGAACUGGAGAAAAAUUAAUAAGACGUUUUUUUUAUUGUAAAUCUUAGGGUUAAUCUGAGAAUGAGAUUAGGGUAGAGUGCUUUCUAGAGUGCGCACUUAAGGUUUAAUCAGGUAAAAAAUCCAAACGAAUUGCGUUGAAAAUAUAUAUUUUUUUUAUUUAUGACUGUUGAUACUUAAACAACAAAAUAAGGUAUAAUUCGCAAACUAAACACCAGUACUUCAACAGAAAAAAUUAAACUUAAAAAAAAACUGAUUUUGCGCACUCUUAUAAACCCGCUUUUUAAGAGUACGCAUUUAGUAUUGUAAGAGUACGUACGCAAUUUUAUGAACAUAGGUCACAUGUAUAAGAUCCAGAACCCUCGUAGGCACUGCAUUUUUCAUGCCACCAUUCAGCACACAAUAUGCACUCAAUCCAGUCUUCUGUAACAGGUUCUUUAAAUGUUUCGUUGCACCCUGGACAUCUCCACAUUUUCUUAUGAGACGGUGAUUUUGGCUUCUUCAAAACAGCUUUUCUAUUUUUCGGUGUCUUCUUUGCCUGUCUGAGGUUCACAGCGCAUUUUCUUUUUAAACUCUCUUCCGAAAGCUCUUGUGGUGGUGGUAGGUUAUCGCCCAUAUCUAGUUUGACUAUGGGUUUCGGUUUUUUUUCCUCUUUUUCUUCAAUUAGUUGGUCCUUAUAUGCGGAGCUGGUGAUAAUUUCCGACUUUUUGCUUCUGCGACUUGUUGACCUGAACGUAAUCGAUUUGGGUAAUGGAGAAAUUGUUGUUAAUUUAAUAUAAGUUGAUGAUGUUCCAGGAGUGUUCGAUAAAUCAAAUGUUUUGGUUUCUGAUGCUACAGCAACUGUUUGUUCCAAAGUUGAAAUGAUUGCAGAUGUGUUGGAAACCAGCUCUGUAGGCUGAGGUGAAUUUUUCUUAGUAGUGGAACUCUCAAGAACAACAGUUGGACUGUCAAGAACUUUGGAAGCAUUUUCAGAGAUUUGAUGAGGUUGAAUAUUGAUUUUAGAUGUUGAGUUAUCAGCGACUUCUAACUGAAUGUUUGGCGCUUCUAUUUGCCUAGCUACUGUAGCUGUAGCAGAAUUUUCUCGUUCUGUGACUAAAGUGGCCAUGAAGUCAGCUUCGGUAAAUAUAUCAUCAUUAAAGGGACAUAUCCCUGUCACUUUAAAACCUUCAAUCGCAUUCGUUAAAGUAGCAGCUUUAAAAUAUGCAGGUGCAAAUAUUGAAGCAAUUUGGUAGACCGUAAUUACCCGCCCUGGAUGGUUCGUCAACCAUUUUUCACACUCGUUGGAAUAAAACUUUUUUAACGGGCUAAAAAUACAUCGGUCAAGUGGCUGCAUACGGUGGCUACUAUGAGGAGGAAGUGUUAAUGCGAUAAUGUUAUAUUGUCGAAAAAAAUCAACUGCUGCAAUAGAACAAUGGGAAGUGUGGUUAUCCAUUAUCAUUAGUACUGGUUGUUCCUUUGUUGGCUUAGCAUGAUCUCAAAAAUGUGUGGCAUAAUCAACAAACAAAUCCUGAUUGAUGAAACUACUAUCAGAUACCAUUCCAAUUGAAGAUGGCGGAGCUCCGUCCAAAAGUUCUGCCUUCAUUCUUUUACGUGGAUAUAUAAAUGCAGGAGGAAUAAAUUGUCCACUAGCACUCAUUGCACAUACAACAGUAACAUUGGUUCCCCGUUCUGCGCUUGAUAUUUUAUUGACACACCUUUUUCCUUUUGUAGAGAAAACUUUAGGGGGCAUGUUUGGGACAGUUGAAAAUCCCGAUUCGUCCAUAUUGUAAAUUGCAUGUGGCGGAAAUGUAUAUUUGUUCAUUAACUCCGAGAGGUUUUUAUAAAACCGCUCACACUAUAGUUUAUUAAAACCAACAGCCCUGGCGACGCUUGUAGCGGUGGGUUGCCUUAAUGUAACAUCUUUGUACCGUUUUAAAAAUCCACGCGGCCAGCCCUUGCCUGCCAUUUUUGAAGUUAUAUUAAAGCGAUGUUUUAAUUUGUUUUUUUCAGCGAACUCAAAUGCUAGACUUCUUAGAGCUCUAGAAGUUAACUCGUAAAACAUGUCUAUUGUUUUAAUAUAAUUACACAACUCUUCUUCCAUUUCUGCUGUUAAGGUAAUGUCGAAUCUUACCAGUUUUGUAGCUACAGUUGUCCUUUUUAGCCUUUUUCUUAACGUGCCUUCCGCCAUUCCUAAGGAUUUUGCCACGCUUCUUUUACUUUCUCCAUUUUCAAUCCUCUGUCUUGCUGCCUCCAUAACCGCCGGUGAGCAUAAAGCACGUUGAGAACUUCGUUUUCUGCCAGACAUGCUGAAACACAAGAAAAAAUACGUUUAAUCCGCUAGAACAAAAAACCUGGUUUGUAAGAGUGCGCGCGUACUCUUACAAUAUUAAUGAUUGCGCACUCUUACAAAACGAGCAUGUUUUAGAAAGCGCCAGUGCUGCCUCCAUCUUGGUUCGAAAUUGUAAACAAUGGUAUGAUUUAUACGAUUCAAUGUUUAUUGUAAGCAUGACAAAAUAUGACCGCGAAAUUCUUGAAAACUACAGUUGUGUACAAUAUCCAAAAUGUCAAAAUAUAAUAACAAAACAGAUAAAAUUCCUUAAACUUACCUAAUAACGUUAUUAUCGCUGUUUAUUUGCUUAAAAUGCACAAGAAACAUGCAGACACUCCUCUUAAUCAGUACGAACUAACACCUUGUUGUUGUCGACGACGUGCUCCAAAAAUCGACGAGUGCGUACUCUUAUUGACCGCGCACUCUUAGAGCACUCUACCCUACUGGAAAAUUCAGACCUUAAUUCAUACCUCAGCCACCACUUAGAAAAUCGAUGGUCUGUUUCUAUAUGAAAGAAACAAAGAAAGGGAAAACGUUGAUUUGCCAAAAAAAAUUACAGAUUACAAUAUUCGACAUAAUUUAAUUUAAUAAAAGAGGCAAAUAGGAGUGCAUCUCGAUUAUAAGAAAUCGUUUUACAGUAACAUUAACCAUAUGUAACUAUCUACAAAAUCACUGUUCAGGAAACAUAAAAUAAAGUUUAAAGGCUCUAUCAAAUCAAGGGUAUUAAAAAAAUAUUCCAGCAAACCACAUUUUUUAACUCGCAUAAUGUUUACUUGAAUAACAUGUUUUUAAAGUGAUCCAGAAUUUUGUAAAAAGUAGGUAAAUGAUAACUAACUUGAACAAGAAAAAUGCAGAUAGCCAUGUUUGACCCUAACAUAUUUUUUUAAAAGCUAACCUAGUGAUAUUUGUUGAAAAUAUCAAAAUAUCGGAUAUUAAUGAUCUACAGUGCGGCUCUAAAUUGUCCCCCCUCUUUUAUCUUUUGAAUGCGUUUAUAUAAAAAAAUUUUUUGAAAAAAGUUUGGCACACAUUAUUAGCAAUCUAAAUACUACUUAUUGGUCCCUAGGUCAUUUUGCAAAACUUCAAAAUGGUGGCGGUACGCCAUUUACUACCUGAACAGCUGUAGUAAAGAAAAUAAAAAUGCGAAAAAUAAGAUUUUGAAAGGCUGCUAUUUUGCUAUGGGUAGAAGUAAUGACUUAAUAUUCUAGGACCGUGAAGCAUCCAGUGAGAGCUUUUAAACGUUAUAUCGCAUGAUCCCCCGUUUCUAUUUCGUUUUUUUUCCCAAUUUUUAUAUAAACGCAUUCAAAAGAUAAGAGGGAGGGGGGACAAUUAAGAGCCACACUGUACGUACACUAUAGGCAAAAAGUGGAGAAACAAACACAUUUUUGUUAAUAAUUUUUUUUGUUUUUGUAAUAUUUUGUUCUUAUUUAGAAAAUAACUUAAAUGGGGAACAAUGAAACUUUACUUUAGAUUUUUUACACUUUAACGGGAUCCAAGCGGAAAAUAUAUUAUUAUAUAUUUUAAUAAAAGGCAAAAAGUGGAGAAACAAUUUAUUUAUUUAAUUCUUCCAUAGAGUAAAAUUAAUAUCGGGUUGCAAACCCCUAAGUCUUAAUAACUUCUAUACACCUAGAAUUUAUUGACAGCAUGAGUUUGUUAAUAUAUUCUGGACUUAUGGUCCACCAUAUUUUAUUUAAUUCUUCAAAUAAUUCAUCCUGGUUUCUGAAUUUAGCCUUGUUCUUUUGUCGUAGACGUCGAUCCAAUUCUUCCCAAAGAUUUUCUAUAGGGUUUAUAUCCGGGCUCUGAGCAGACCACCUCAAUACACUCAACUUUAUUGCUAGCUAACCACUAUUUCACAAGUACUGAGGUAUGCUUUGGAUUGUGUUGAAACGUCCACAAUAAUGGCAUGUUGUCUUCAGCAUGUGGAAGCAUUUGCUGCUCAAGAAUGCGCAGAUAUUUAAAACGAUUCAUUUUUGCAAUAGAUUAACACCUCUUCCUGAAAAACACCCCCGCAUCAUAACAUUUCCGCCGCCAUGUUUUAUAGUGGGCAAAAGGUAUUUAGGAUUAAGUCUACAAGUCUUCGGACGUCUUACCCACUUUACACCAUCGGAUCCAAACAAAUUGAAUUUGCUCUCAUCCGAAAAUAAAACAUUUUUCAAUUUUUCCACGGUCCAUGAAAGAUGAUCCCUUGCAAACUGUAGUCUGGUAGCCCUGCUCUUAGGGGAAAUAAAAUGAUUGUUUGAACACCAUCACCUAAAAUUAAGACGAAAAAGUCUUAUUAACAUCUGAAGUGAUUACCAUUUUUAUUUACUAACCUGAUAGGUUGCUGGGGCUUGGAACAUAGUCUGCAUCUUUAAGAGUCGUCUGUAUCAAAAGGUUGCUGAUAAAAUUCUCCUAAAAAAUAUAAAUGUAAUGUGGUAAAAUUACGAUCUUCUAAAAGUAAAUUUAUAUUUUAACAUUAUCUAGUUAUUUUACAUAUUAUCCGAUUAACUUUCAAGAAUUUGCACGUAAAAAUAUUUUGGUGAUAAUAAUUAAAAUUGGAAAAUUAUAUAAUAUGUUCAAUAAAAACGAUACUAGAUAUUACUUUCCAAUAAGUUCAAAAUAAUAAAAUAACCUACCAGUAAUGUAUAAAUUUCCAUAAAUGUCUAACUGAAGGUAAACCAAUACUUUCUACAGCUGUUCGUUUGGGUAAUAUUUUUUCCUCUGGAGCUCACUUUGUUGUAUUUUCACUGUUUAAUACCAUACCGGAUACACAAUAUUGAUUAAACCAUAACUGCUUUUAACAAACCAAACAAUGUAUCCCAAAUCAGCUGAUUUGUUCAAACAAGUAGCAAAGUGCGCGAAAAUAUCACUUAGUUAAUUUCAGAACAGGCUAUGUGAUUUUGGAUACAUAUGAAAUUAACAAAAAUAUAUUUUCACGGUUCCUAUGUGAUUUUAAACAUAUUUGGACCCAACAAAGACAUUUAAAAAGUACAUGGACACAUUGUGAAAUGCAAAUUUUUGCGCAAAAUUCAAAUUUAUUCAUAUUUGGAAGUAUCAGAAACCCUUGUUUUUAUCCAGACUGUGUAAAUAGCUAAAACAUAAAAUUCUUGUAGAUAGUCACAUUUGGAACCGAACCAUCGAAAUUUUCCACUAUACGACUUGCAGCUGUACUAAUUUAGUAGUCUAGUAGUCAAAAAUUUUUAUAAGAAAAUCUAUUGCGCUCAAAUAUUUAGGUAAUUAUUUUAUUUAUUAAGUGCAAUAUAUUGAACCACCAAAAAUUCAAAUAAUUCUUUUUCAUUUUUGUCAUUUCAGUCCCUUAAUGCAGCUUAACACAUUGACGGACAAUAGGAACAAGUGAAGUAAGGAAAUUAAUACUAUAUGUUUUUGUCAUUUUUGGAAUAUUAAAAGUAUAGUUUUAAACUUUCUUAAAUAAACUUAAUUUCUAUUAAUUCAGCAUACUUAACUAGGUUGCGGCUAUAACCGUCAUACCCUCAAGGGGACCCUACACACUAAGUAAUUUAUUAUAAUUUUAUAAUUAUUAGAUAUUAUUUUCGGUAUGUCAUGUUUCAAAGCAAUAUUAUGUUUCCCCUGUUUAUAACAAUGCUAAAAAUAUGUUUUUCGCUGAUAAUUUUCAGAGAGAGAAAUUUUCUCAGGAAAAUGCUGUGUUCGAUUGUAGUUGAUAUCAUUGGUUUGGACGGGUGCAAGUUUAAAUUGAAGCAAAGACCUUUCAUUCUGGCCAUCUAUGCCACCUAAAGAUCGUAUGAUUUUUUCCCUAUAUUCUAUAAACUUCAUUUGAGAACCCGUCUUUUCAUCUGAUCUGCCCUGUAAAACGUUCUCCUUUUCUAAGCUUACGACGUGUUAUUUCUUGCGGCAUACCCUUCUUAUUUACACAAAGAUGUUGUCACAUGUGCCUUUUUGCUAACUAAUCUGUUUCAUAAUGGUAAACUAUUAAUAUGAAAAUUUAAAUAUGUAAAUUAUUCUCCUAGUUUUUGAACUAUUUUAUUCGUAUUUUGUAGUUAAAAGUUGAUUAGUAGGGUUCUACUUACGUUUAGCUUAAUAUUUUCAUCUAUAGCGUCUAAGUUUUUAAGUAGUUCAUCCCAUUUGACGUCCCCAUUUUGGCCCCAAUUUAAGUUAUAUUAUUGUUAAUCCCUGUAUUUUACAUUUUAUAGAAUUUGUGUACUUGCUUGGUUUGACUGUCAGUAUUUUCUAAAAAUUAUUGGUCCCUUUUGGCAAAAACAAUGAAGAAAAUUCUAAACAUUUCUAAAUUGUUCCAUGGGUCCCUAAAAGGGACGCGUUUCGUGUCAUUUUAUUGAGUUUUAAUUGUUUAGUGAGUUUUUAUCUGGGAAACAAUUAAACGACAGUCAACGCGAGUUAGGUUAAAGUUUUUGACGUUGCCAAUAAAAGUGUGUUCCUGAAUUUCGUUACACUAUUAUAAUAAAAUGGUAUCCAUCAACAAAUGACAGCCUUUGUUUAAAUAUGACUGCAUCAAUCGCAUCAUAAGACUCAUUGGUUGUCAUGUUUAAAACAUAACCUUGGGCUGAACAAAGUUCUUAGAAUUUAAUUCCAUAUUUUGCCUGUUUGUUUUUCAUGUUCGUGCGAAAAUAAAGCCUUUCUCGAAAUAAUCAAGUUUCGUUUAAUGAUAAUGUUUCUAUUGGUACAUAUACGAGGUACGUCCAGAAAGUAAGUUCCGUUUGGUAAUAAAAAUAAAUUGUGUACAGAUACAGGAAAAAUAUUUAUUGCACAAAAAUCUACAACUCUUAAAUUAUUUUUUCCACAUAACUGCCGAAAUUUUGCAGGCAUUUGUCAUAGCAUGACACAGGUUUUUCUGUGCCUUCUUCAUAGAAGGUUGCUGCCUGUGUCUUUUACCAGAUGGAAAAAUUUUCUUUCAGCUCUUCGUCACUGUUGAAGUGUUGACCUCCAAGAAAAGACUUGAGAUGUAAGAACAGAUGAAAAUCGCUAGGAGCGAAGUCAGGGCUGAACGGAGGAUGGUCAAACACGUCCCAGCCAAAUCCCUGUAGGAGGUUUCUCGUCACAUUUGCAGUGUGUGGUCGUGCAUUGUCGUGAAGAAAAACAACACCUUUUGGCAAAAAUCCUCGGCGUUUAUUCUGUAUUGCGUGGCGCAAUUUGCUAAGUGUCUCGCAGUAAACAUCUGCCUUGAUUGUUUGACCUCGCGGUAAGAAAUCAAUCAGUAAGAUGCCUUUCUUGUCCCAAAACACUGUGCACAUGAUUUUUCGAGGUGUCAAGAUUUGUUUCGGCUUAAUCCUUGCUAAGGAUGAAGUGUGUCUCCAUUCCAUUGCUUGCCGUUUAGUUUUAGGUGUAUCCUAAGAAACCCAAGUUUUAUCUCCUGUGACUAUCUGUGACAGAAAAUCUUCGCCGCCUUCAUCAUAACGGAUUAAAAACUGAAGUGCAUCCGUUUAGUUGUGGGUUCCUCAGUAAGAAUUUUUGGCACCCAACGUGAGCAAAGUUUACGAAAUUUUAGUUUUUCGGUAACAAUUUCAUGAAUUAGUGAUCGUGAUAUUUGGGGAAAUUCCAUAGCGAGAGCACUAAUUGUAAACUUACGGGUUUCCUUAAGCUUUUCAUCAAUCGAUCGAACCAGUUCUUCUGUAAUCAAAGAUGGACGCCCACUUCGUUCUUCAUCGUGCACUUCACUACGUCCUUCGUUGAACUGUUGGACCCAUCUUCUCACUAUUGAAUCACUCAUCACGUUUUGUCCGUAAACUUCGCCGAUAAAUUUCAAUUGGUUUUACUUUCUUAGCAUUCAGAAAACGAAAAUCACAGAUCUAAUUUCACAAGCGGCGGGAUUUUCAAUCAACACCGACAUUAUAAACAAGCACAACAAAGCAUACGUGGCUGAUAGCGAUCUCAAACUGGCGCAGGUUUCUUCUCCUUGAUAUAGAGCGUCUGUCGCGCAUGCGCAAAACUGCGAUCGCAGCGCUGCAGCGGAUAUAAAUAGAAACGAAACUUACUUUCUGGACGUACCCCGUACGUUCGCAAACUUUUAUACAAGCAAAUCAAGAGAGACCUUUAUUUUCCUCAAAGGGUCUUUUGAAUUUUCUUCUUCUACACGAAACCAUCUUAAUAUUUGCUUAAACCUCCUUCCAGACAUUUGUAAAGGAAAUGCUGGAUGGUCUUUCUUCUUCAGGUGUCGUCUUCGUUGCGAAAGUUGGCAAUCAUCAAUGCUAUGCGUAUUCUUGAAACAGCAAAUCGAAAGUCACGCAUAUUCUUCUUCCGACACUUCUUAUUUGAAUCUGUCUCUCAGUAUCAUCAGUUGUAACAAACUGUAUUUUGACCUUCUCAUGAAAGGUCCCAUAUACUGUAAUUUUCGUUCUUUAAUUGUCAAAAUUAUUUCUUUUUCUUUGUUUACCCGUCUUAGCACUUCAGUAUUUUUUAUCCAGCUACCGUAAAACGGGGUUACUUUGAUAUGAUUUUAGGAAAUUUUCUGUUGUAAUUUUUAAAAUAUUUAAUAAUCAGGUAUUUGUUUUAUCUGAUAGGAACAACUGAUCCUUUGACUACAAAUUUACCAAAUAUUAAAUUUUUAAAACAUGUAAUUAUACCAAAAAAAAAUAGUAUUUUUUAUCCAGCUACCGUAAAACGGGGUUACUUUGAUAUGAUUUUAGGAAAUUUUCUGUUGUAAUUUUUAAAAUAUUUAAUAAUCAGGUAUUUGUUUUAUCUGAUAGGAACAAUUGAUUCUUUGACUACAAAUUUACCAAAUAUUAAAUUUUUAAAACAUGUAAUUAUACCAAAAAAAAAUAGUAUUUUUUAUCCAGCUACCGUAAAACGGGGUUACUUUGAUAUGAUUUUAGGAAAUUUUCUGUUGUAAUUUUUAAAAUAUUUAAUAAUCAGGUAUUUGUUUUAUCUGAUAGGAACAAUUGAUCCUUUGACUACAAAUUUACCAAAUAUUAAAUUUUUAAAACAUGUAAUUAUACCAAAAAAAAAUAGUAUUUUUUAUCCAGCUACCGUAAAACGGGGUUACUUUGAUAUGAUUUUAGGAAAUUUUCUGUUGUAAUUUUUAAAAUAUUUAAUAAUCAGGUAUUUGUUUUAUCUGAUAGGAACAAUUGAUCCUUUGACUACAAAUUUACCAAAUAUUAAAUUUUUAAAACAUGUAAUUAUACCAAAAAAAAAUUUUUAAAUUGGAAUUUUAAAGCUCGAAAGUAACAUGGGGCUUCUUUGACAUGUCGUUAUUUUUCGUUUUAAAUGAAAGUAGUCCCCGCGCGGGGUUACUUUGACAUCGCAGUAUGGAAUUUUUUUAUUAUUUGAAUAGUUUUAGGGUUAAAAAAAAUUAAUUAUAUGUUUUCAAACAUAAAUAUAUUUAUUUUGAUAAACUUUAAACAAAACCCUCUUUAUUUCUGAGUUAAAAAAUAAAAACAGAUUUAAGACUUAUCAUAGAAUAACUCGACCUUGCUUAUUUACAUAUUUUUCUACGACGCUUCGUAUGUCCGCUUUAGACAUUCGAAAUCUCUCAGCAAUCAAUUGUUCUUCUCGUUGUAAAACACUUGGAUGACCAGGUUUACCUUCGUGUUUAUAAUGUAUCUUAUUCAAAAGGGUGGUUCGGUUAAUAUUGUAUUUUUCCGCAGAAGCCUUUUGUGAGAACUCAUUCCUAAUUUCUUCUAACGCCUUAUUUAAAUCCUCACUAUUUUUUAUAUUUACGCGAACCUAACUUUUUUUUAAUAAUUUUUCGUAGUCACUUGUAAUUUAUACCAAUGUUUACCUCAGACACCCGAACACAAAGAUAUGACCUAAAACAAUAUCAAAUAUCCUAACUUAACCUCACAUGUCGCUUUAAAACAGGUGGUGUCAAAGUAGCCCCCAAAAUAUGUCCAAGUAGCCCGUUUUAGGGUAAUUUUUAGUAUUCUCCGGCAUGUCCAGCGUUCGAAAGCCUGUAGUCUUCUUUCUUUGGGGUCCAUGUAAAGCAGCACAUAGCAUCUCAGCAAUCUGAUUUUCAAGGCCAAACUGAUAUCUCUUGUGCAGAAUAUCUUGUUCAUUUUUAUAAACGCUGAUCUUGCCUUUUCUAUUCAAAUUCUCAUUUCCUGGAAGCAGUGGUUAUCUUGGUACCAAGGUAUUUGUAUUUUUUUUUAAUUAUAUAUAUAUAUAUAUUCAAAGACUUUUACAUUAUUUCGUAUCAGUAUUUUUGAUAUCAUUUGCCUACUAUGAGUUGUAUAUAGCAUUAAUUGAUUGCAAAGAUUUAUGGCACAAUCCCAUAUCUUCUAAAAACCUCAGUUGGAGAAACAUUUUCGUCUAUAUCCAAACGAGUCCCAACGGCAUCUGCAUGAAGAGAAAAAUUUCUUAUAGGUAUUGUUUCAUCAUUUUCCGGUUCUUUAUAUUCCUCAUCUGUAGUUGAUUACCUUCACUAUCCGAACUGCUAUUUUCCGUACUGAUUCAUUGUUGCUUAUUUGAAAGCUUCAGCAGCCUUCAACAACUAUAAAUUGAAGAGAAAACACGAUCGCACUAUUCCACGUGUAUACUGAAGGUGCAAGACGUGUAACAGGUGAAAAGCGAAAUUCAACCUAAGAAAUCCUGUCCAAAAGAUGACACUUGGUUUCUACUUGUCUGCCGGUAACCAACCCAAGUGUCCGUCAACGUGUUAAAAUUGUUAUUAUUUUAGGUAAUAGAGACAAAUAAAUAAUAUUUUUUUCAGUAUACGAUUUUGAUAUUAAUUUUAACACAUUUAUGUUUACAAAAAAAAAGAUGUAAAUAUUAGCAUUUAUAUUUCCUUGUGCCAAUAUUAAUCCAAUUUAAAAUAAACAUUGUACAUACAA